This is a messenger RNA of Penicillium taxi, 1953 nucleotides long. RefSeq names its product kinesin-3 family protein uncB. The record is from RefSeq and is a predicted model, not a curated record. Gene Ontology annotation, biological process: microtubule-based movement; mitotic spindle organization. NCBI's taxonomy places the organism in Eukaryota, Fungi, Ascomycota, Eurotiomycetes, Eurotiales, Aspergillaceae. Gene Ontology annotation, molecular function: microtubule motor activity; ATP binding; microtubule binding. The transcript has 2 exons. Bases 1 to 1953 code for a protein of 650 amino acids.
AUGGCGCUGGACUCGCGCUUUUAUAACCACCUCGGUCAAAGCUCAGGGCCUGGAUCGAUCUCCUCAGCUACGUCCGGAUCCUCGAUCGCGACGGGAAUCACGUCGCCUAGCAUUAUGUCGUCUUCCGCCUCCGCCGCAACCCUUCGAUCGACCGCCUCCAGCCCCUCACUCCGCGCCCGCGAGGCAUUAAUACCGACGAACCGCCAAGAUGGCAUGUCUAGUCCAGUACCAGGAGGAAAUGUUCGAGUCGUGGUACGAGUCCGAAAGUUUCUACCCAGAGAGAUUCAACGCGGCGCAGAAUGUCUCAUUACAAUGGACCCUGAAACGCAAAUGACGCAUCUACAAGCACCGACGACAAGCGCGGCCGAUAAGGGUAGACCUAAAUCUCAGGCGCGAGGAAAGAUACUCGACGACAAGGCCUUCACGUUUGAUAAUUCAUUUUGGUCGCAUGACGAAGAAGAUGAACACUAUGCUCACCAGGAGGAUGUGUACAACAGCCUUGGUGAGGAGUUCUUGGACCACAACUUUGAGGGGUACCACACAUGCAUCUUUGCAUACGGCCAAACCGGAUCAGGAAAAAGUUAUACUAUGAUGGGGACACCUGAUCAACCGGGAUUGAUUCCGCGCACCUGUGAAGAUCUGUUUCAACGAAUAGAGUCUUCUCCUUCACCCGAUGUCAGCUACAACGUCCGAGUGUCUUAUUUCGAGGUUUAUAAUGAACAUGUGCGAGACCUUUUGGUGCCACGAACCGACCCACCGCACUAUCUUCGGAUUCGCGAAUCUCCAUCAGAAGGCCCGUAUGUCAAGGACUUGACGGAGCUCAGCGUACGAAACUAUACUGAGUUGAUGAAGUGCAUGCGCAAAGGUGAUAUGUCGCGUACAACGGCAAGUACCAAGAUGAAUGACACAUCAUCUCGAUCUCAUGCUGUUUUCACAAUCACACUCAAGCAGAUUCAUCACGAUAUUUCCACGGAUGAGACUACUGAACGUACUGCGCGCAUUCGAUUGGUGGACCUGGCUGGUUCCGAGCGCGCCAAAUCUACCGAAGCAACGGGUGCCAGACUGCGGGAAGGAUCCAAUAUCAACAAGUCGCUUACAACUCUUGGCCGAGUGAUUGCAGCGUUGGCAGACCCCAGUAAAGGCCGUGGAGGUCGGAAAGCAAAAGAGGUUGUGCCGUGGCGAGAUUCAAUACUUACAUGGCUAUUGAAGGAUAGUUUGGGCGGAAAUUCUAAGACCGCCAUGAUUGCGUGCAUCGCUCCUGCAGACUAUGAGGAGACGCUCUCUACAUUACGCUACGCAGACCAAGCGAAACGCAUUCGCACUCGGGCCAGAGUCAACCAAGAUCAGGUUUCUGCGGCGGAGCGUGACCAACAAAUUGCAGAGAUGGCUGAAACUAUUCGAACUUUGCAGCUGAGUGUGAGCCAGGUGACAAUGAACCAGCGUGCCUCUGAGCUCCAGGACGAGAAGCUUGACGAGUAUCAACAAAAGGUUGAGCAGAUGCAACGGCUGAUGGAGGAGACCAAGAUGGUCAGCGAAUGCAAGGUUCGCCGACUACAGACAGAGAAUGAGGCUUUGCGUAUGCAUCUCAAGUUGGCUUUGGAGUCCCUCAAAAACCCUAUUCCAUCAGUUCCGCGUCAGCCCAGUAUGUUAUCGAUGGCAGAACAUCAAGUACCUGGACAUGACGAGGAGCGAGAAGGCUCUCCGGUUUAUCUCACUGAUUCCGAGGCUGAACCCGAAGUCUGGGAAGAUGAAAGUGAGGAUGAAGACACCGUUACAUUGGACUCCCACGAAAAUGACGCCCAUCAAAUGCAGGAUCAUAUGGAGGACCUUCUUGGAGAUCUAAGCAUGUUCAAGCGCAAGCUGGCAUCCGACCAUGAACGUUGGCAACCAACUGAAAAGUUCAAGGCACACAAACGACGUCCAUUGUCUUCAAUAGUUGCCAAUAUCCGCUAA